AUGAUUGGUGCAGUAUCUUGGAAGCUUAAACUAACGUGUGCUUCAUCUACUGAAGCUGAAUUAUAUGCUAUAUCCGAAUCAAUACCUAGAAUUGCUAACCUCUCUCAUCUAAUAACUGAAAUCUGUGGAUAUCAACCUACAAGGACAAUUUAUUCUGACAGUCAGUCUGGAAUUGCUUCUAUAAUAUCAAAAGACGCUGGUAUUCUAAAGAACAAAUUUUACGGGAUAAGAUUAUUGAAGAUUAUUGAGGAAACCAAGGAUAAUGGUAUUAAUAUCGAAUAUGUUAAUACUAAGGAGAAUAUUGCAAAUAUUCUAACUAAACCAGUUGAAACUAAGACUUUCAAGGAACUGACAUGUGAUUGGAUUUCAUAA
Tetrapisispora phaffii CBS 4417 is the source of this 372-nucleotide messenger RNA. RefSeq names its product Ty1/Copia family ribonuclease HI. Lineage: Eukaryota; Fungi; Ascomycota; Saccharomycetes; Saccharomycetales; Saccharomycetaceae. The transcript has a single exon. The coding region runs from base 1 to 372 and encodes 123 amino acids. The record is from RefSeq and is a predicted model, not a curated record.